CUCGUCAUCGUCGACUGCAACCCAGCUUCAAUUCUAAGCUGCGGACAUUGUCAUGUGCUUUAUGGCCGCCUGCGCUUGCAUGCGGCGUGCUUGUGUCUGUGAGUCAACAUAUCCUGUGAGCUUGGGGAAGGGACGAUGAAUAUGUCCUUCCCGCCUUCCUGAUGAUGGAAUGAGGUGAGAACGAGGAACCAACUCCAUUCGUGUCCUGCUGCGUCGCUUUGUCUUGAUGCCAUGAACCCGUCAACCUCGAGCGAACGAAGGGGUCGCUAACAAAGUCGUUCCUUUUUGGAUUCUUGUACCAAGUUUUUGGUUUGAGUUCUCUUUUUGGGCUUACCUAGGAACAUCUUCAUCUUUCCCAUGCUCACCUCAACAGCAUUCGACAUACACCUUCAAGCCUAGGCCGUCUGCCAAACCACUCGGAAGCGUUGAUCCUACGACUCGGACUAGUCAAUAUCUUGGGCGGACCCAAAGAUUGGUUUCUGUCUAUUGUGCAUGUGUAAAUUGCAAGGUGGGAAACCCCGCUGCUGCAGCCACACGUGAGGUGCUGGCAGAAUCACGUCGUGAACGCGACUCGACAUACUUCACUCUCUGACCGAGCCAAAACAAACACACCGAAACGGAGCCAUUUCUCUGUUCCUUUGCCUUUCACCGACACUUCCUGCACCUCAAGGCAGGGCUUGAUGCCUGUGGCCAGCAAACUUAGCUGGCAGUAUGUCGGCACCUCAUCGCAGCCAUGAUCAUGAUUCUUCUCUGAAGCACGUACCAUCUCAAAAUCAAAAGACUUCACGAAGAAGUGCCUUGACCGAAAUCCAGCCUCGAGCAGCCCCCCAUUCAAGAAGCUCCCGGCAAGCCCAAGUCUCCUCACACCGCCUUCCCCAUCAUGAAUCCCUGAAGCCUGAGGGGAAUUUGUCUGUCCAAGAUAGAAUGGUCAACAAAACUCCUGCUGUUAAGAAUAAGCAUCUCUCAGCCAUCGCAGACGAGCUUGCCACUGAAGAUAAGCGGAACUCACAAGCUUCAGAUGUUUCAUUCCUCACAGGCAAGUCCAAGAGAAAAACCCAUGUUGGCCCUUGGCAGUUAGGAAAAACUCUUGGGAAAGGGGCAACUGGGAGAGUGCGUCUUGCCAAACAUGCUGUCACUGGACAAAAGGCGGCUGUCAAGAUUGUCUCCAAGAAGUCCGCUGCUCUGGUUCAAAGCGCCAGCAUGGCUCGUAUGGAUACAAAAGACACUUCUGCCAUGAUUGCCGCUGGCCCACGCACCAUGCCCUUUGGUAUCGAGCGUGAAGUAGUCAUCAUGAAGUUGAUCGAGCACCCCAACAUUAUUCGUCUCUACGACAUAUGGGAAAAUCGGGGCGAGCUCUACUUGGUAUUGGAGUACGUUAGAGGUGGUGAGCUCUUUGAAUAUGUCUCUGCCAAUGGUGCCCUGCCUGAGCAAGAAGCCGUUCGACUUUAUCGUCAAAUCAUCGCAGGCUUGUCAUACUGCCACCGUUUCAAUAUUUGUCAUCGAGAUCUGAAGCCCGAGAAUAUCCUGCUUGACGAACACAGAAAUAUCAAGUUGGCAGACUUUGGCAUGGCAGCGCUGCAGCCAGUGGGUAAAUGGCUCAACACGCCUUGUGGAAGCCCACAUUACGCCGCGCCAGAGAUCAUCAACCAGCUCAAAUAUCGUGGAGAUCAAGCAGAUGUUUGGAGUACGGGUAUCAUCCUGUUUGCCAUGCUCAAUGGAUUUCUCCCCUUCGAUGGAGGCAAUGUAUCUGCAACUCUUUCUUUGGUCAAAAAGGGCGACUACUACCUUCCCCCAUCACUCAGUGUCGAAGCUUCUGACUUGAUCCAGCGAAUUUUGCAAAAACGCCCGGACCGCAGAAUAUCGACGGAAGACAUCUGGACUCAUCCUCUUCUCCGCAAGUAUGAGAGAUACCACGCAAGUCUAGCUGCCCCAGAACCUCUGGUUGGACCCGCACCUCCAUUGGAUAUCGAAGCACAGUCUCAGCGUGUUCUAAAACGAUCCGAUAUUGACAUAGAGGUCUUACGGAAUCUUUCUAUUCUAUGGCACGGUGAACAGGAGGCAGAAUUGGUAAAGAGACUGGUCAGUAACGAGGCAAACCACGAGAAACUCUUUUACUGGGCUCUCAUCAAGUUCCGUGAGGACCAGCUCGAAAACUACCAAGGUGAUCCUCUUCAUUACUCGGCAAGUGACUAUCACCACAUCGCCAAGCCUGCUCCGAAACCCGCAAGAAAGCCCACCAGAGUCCGGGGGCAUCACCGUCGUACGUCUCAAUUUUCCAUUUUGAGUGAGGACAGUACCAGAAAGGAUGGCUACUAUAAACAGCCCGCCACUGCAGCGAGUAAAGGAACUCAAGGAAGUUAUGACCCCUUCCGCGCUUCUCGCACCGCCCUUCAAGCUGGCUCGAACCUAGGUUCUACGCUCAUCAGCGGUCGUAAAACUUCCGAGCCUUCAGUAAGUUCCGUUGGCAGUCUUCGUCAACUCACUUUGGGCCGUCUAGCCGAAGACAUCCCCGAAUUGCCAAGUUUUACGUCGGAAGAGUUGGAGAGGUUGCUUCAAAAGAAACGUUCGCACUCGACAGUGACCUCAAAAAGCUCCUUGUCCAGUGUGAGGCGACGCACAGGCAUCAAGAAGUCAAUGAGCUAUAAGCGACGAGUCAGCUUCCAGCAUCAUCGCCAUAUCUCGAAUUCCAACCCGCCUCCAAUUCCAAAAGCACUCGAGCGAAAUGCAGAUGUUGACAGACCACCAACUCGGAGCACCACCAAUCGAACUUCUGAAAGCCAGAGUAGCCCAAGCCUGCCGACGCCUUCUCCACCUCUUCGACCUAGGAAAUGCCCCUCGGAGGCGGAUGUGAAAAGACGUCGAGAUUAUCCUUGGAGGGACGAAACACGGACCGCAAGCGUUGAACUCGGCAAGAUAUGUGAAGAGGCUUUCAACAGGUCUUCUGUGUCAACCGUCAGCGACACAACUCCAAUUCGACCGGCAGAAUCCUCUCUGACGUCUGUCUCGAUUCACAAUUCCAGAGUCCCCAGCAGCAUCCGUGAUCGCCCACUACCUGCCACUCCAAUCCUGCAAGGUUUGAUUGAUCGGCGCCAGAAAAUCAUCGAUAGCUGGGGCGAUGCUGAUAAGACUGUGCUUGCUGACAUGCUGGCGGCUGUUGACAAGCGUAUUGAUGCGGAAUUAGAGAAACAUCAGUUGUUUGAGAAGCGCGCAGCUUCAGACCCCACACCCCAUCAGGGCAGAAGAAUUAUGUACAGCCAAGCACCAUCAUCGGAUACUCUGCAUGAUCUCAAGCAGCGUCGCGAACACUCGACUCGUGCGGCAUCUGAUCCGAUCAGACAAACCGGCACAAUACGCUUAGUGACCCCGGAUCCCACAUCCCCGACGACGCAUGUUGAACCUCUGCACAUUAGGAAGAACAAGGCUGCUCCAAUCAAUUCCUUGAGAGGCGGCCCUUAUGAGCCUACGCGUGCCGGGUACGAUCAUCGCCUCCAUGGCGGGGCUGAUCUUGAUACCAUUGAUGAGGAUCCGACAUCAUCGGACAAAGGUAGUCCAACCCAGAUACCAAUGAUGCCCCGGAAGUGGUUGUGGCGUGGCAAGCGCAGCCCUCUUGGCCCUGACUCUCCUGGCUUACCGACGUCAGCAGAUGAUACGGCGAGCUCUGAGCAGCUAGGGUCUCAAGUUGUGCAUGCUAGCGGAUCUACCAAUUCUUCAGGCAAUACCAAAGUUCAUUUCAAUGACCAUGACCUUGAAAUGGCUCUCGAAAAGAAGAGGAGUUGGUUUCAGAAGAUGUUCUCGAGGGCGACAAAGGGCAAAAUGCAGCACCUCGUGCUUCCUGGUGACCAUCAAAUCGUGCAUGGGCUGGCAGAAGACACAGAUUCCAACGAAGCCAGUAGCACUGAGCCGAGCGGGAAGCUAUUACCCAAAGCAUAUCCACCAGUCGUGAAUGUCGAUACCAGUGUCGGCGGAGCCACAAUAGGCCCGAUUGAAAUCAACCAGAACUGGCUUGCCAAAUUCUUUCAUAUCAAGCCUGCGACGCGGGUGGUUUGCUUGAUGACUACUAAAGCUAAGGCCAGGAGAGAACUUGUCAAGGUUUUGAGAAGUUGGCAAAAACAGGGUUUGGAGGACAUUGUUUCAGAGCGACGUGCAGAAGGAGAUGUAGUGCGGGCGCGUGUCGAUGUGAACAACGCUUUCAACCUCAAGGCUGUUCACUUCCACGCCUGUCUUUACACAGUUCUCGAGCAUGGGCGAAAGGCCAAUCUCAGUGUCAUCAAGUUCACUCAGGCCAGAGGAGCAGCCAGCACGUUUACCCGAGUUGUUGAUGUUGUCGAGGCCGUCUUUCAGAGAAGCAACUUACUUGUCCUGGAUGAGAUCCGCCGAAAGGGAAUUGAGAAGUCUCUCAAGCAGGCAGGACUUUGAGGUUGGAUGAAUAGGUAAGUAUCUGUUGGAAGUAUGCUCGGCUUGAACGGCACUAUUUGCCGAUUCUUGUGUACAUUCAUUGGGAUCACUGCUUGGUGCGUUACGAGGUCAGGAUACAAUGGCCGUCCAAAGGUGGGGACAAGUUUGGGCGUUAUGCACAUGGUUAGGUUUGCUAAGAUAGGACUGUAGCCAGCGUGUUUGAGUCUUGUCAAAGGUAGAGCACCAGGCUAGUUACGAG
This is a messenger RNA of Exophiala mesophila, 4654 nucleotides long. RefSeq lists its product as uncharacterized. The transcript has 3 exons. Bases 712 to 4416 code for a protein of 1234 amino acids. Gene Ontology annotation, cellular component: cytoplasm. Gene Ontology annotation, molecular function: ATP binding; protein serine/threonine kinase activity. NCBI's taxonomy places the organism in Eukaryota, Fungi, Ascomycota, Eurotiomycetes, Chaetothyriales, Herpotrichiellaceae. The record is from RefSeq and is a predicted model, not a curated record. Gene Ontology annotation, biological process: intracellular signal transduction; protein phosphorylation.